UGCUAAUUCUUUGCCUCGAUUGCUCAUUGAAAAGAGGUUUAAAAGUGCGUUCUUAUAUCACAAUUUGUCGCAGCAUUCACCCAUCCAACAUCUAGCAUCUCCAGGACAGUUGCAAUACCAGCAUCGACCAUGGCCGACUCUCGACUUUUUGAACCCCUCUCCCUUGGAAGAUUGAAGCUGAAGCACCGCAUCGGCAUGUGUCCACUCACAAGAUUUCGCGCAUCCGAUGACCAUGUUCCGUUGGAUAUCAUGGCUACUUACUACGCCCAGCGUGCCUCAGAGCCUGGUACUUUGCUAGUCUCUGAAGGCACCUUUAUCUCGCCUCAGCAAGGCGGUUAUGCAAACGUCCCUGGCAUAUACAAUGAAGCCCAAAUCAAGGCGUGGCGCAAAGUCACCGAUGAUGUGCACUCAAAGGGGAGUUUCAUCUACUGUCAAUUGUGGGCUCUUGGCCGCACAGCAAACGAAGAAGUAGCGAAAGCCGAAGGUAUUACCAUCACCAGCUCAAGUGCGGUUCCGGUCACCCCCAAGAGCAAAAUACCGGUUCCUUUGUCCGCACAGGAAAUCAAGUCCACCGUUCGGGACUACGUGAAAGCCGCGCAAAAUGCAAUCGAGGCGGGAUUCGACGGCGUCGAACUACACGGCGCAAAUGGUUAUCUGAUUGACCAGUUCCUACAAGAUACCUGCAACCAGCGAGAAGACGAGUAUGGGGGCAGCAUUGAGAACCGUUCCCGCUUUUGCUUUGAAGUGGUACAAUCCGUCGCAGCCGCAAUCGGUGCUGACCGCACCGCUAUUCGCUUCAGUCCAUGGAGUACGUUUAACAGCAUGAGGAUGGAAAAUCCGAUUCCUCAAUUUUCCGACAUCAUCAGCAAGCUUGAUCAGCUUGGUCUUGCUUACCUGCAUCUUGUCGAAUCGAGGAUUGCGGGUAAUGUAGAUGUUGAUGUUUCCGAUACCCUUCAAUUCGCCUAUGACAUUUGGACUGGCCCAUUCCUUGUAGCUGGAGGAUUUCGACCAGAAACAGCUCGUAAACUUGUGGAUGAACAACAGAAGGACAAGAACAUCGUUGUCAUGUUUGGUCGAUACUUUAUUUCAACCCCAGAUCUACCAUUUAGGGUCAAGUGCAAUCUUGAACUAAACAAGUAUGACAGGAGCACCUUCUAUACCCCUAAGCAACCGCACGGAUACAUAGAUUAUGAUUUCAGCCCAGAGUUCCUCAGAACAAGGGAGCAGGUAACGGCAGCUUGAAUUUUCAUCGACAAUCAGUUUGAGCUUUUGAACGACUUUCCAGAAUGUGAAGCUAGUAGUUUAACGCAUAGCGUCUGCUGCUAUUCUAGUCUCAGCCUUUACAAAACAUUUCUGGAGGAUUUUUGUCACAGAAAAUGACCACAAUCUGAGUUUUUGUUGUUAGAUUCGACUUAUUAAGAGAAACCAACAAAUCUUAGAGGAUUUCUGGUCAUAUAAAGCUUAAUCAGUUUCGAGACUCGUUAGAAGAAAAUACCAUAACGAUGCACAUAAGCUUCACCAUAAGUCCGAUAAAAUUUCCAUGAGCUGUUCUUGGUUAGUUGAAGCACCAAGUAUGGUGGAAGCCUUGAUUCACUCACCCUCGCUUCAUAGUCUAUGUCUCG
Molecule: messenger RNA, 1622 nt
Organism: Verruconis gallopava
Lineage: Eukaryota; Fungi; Ascomycota; Dothideomycetes; Venturiales; Sympoventuriaceae
Exons: 2
Coding region: 130-1242 (370 amino acids)
Molecular function (GO): FMN binding; NADPH dehydrogenase activity
Source: RefSeq, a predicted model, not a curated record